Messenger RNA from Paramecium pentaurelia, 1016 nucleotides. NCBI's taxonomy places the organism in Eukaryota, Ciliophora, Oligohymenophorea, Peniculida, Parameciidae. The record is from the annotation of a GenBank genome assembly.
AUGAUUACAAAAUUAAAACAAUUGAUUAAUGAUAACACUGUUGGACAAACAAAUAAUCCUGUUCUGACUGCAAUAAGAGACUUAAAAUUAAACAGCAAUGACACUUAAUUUACAUAAUAAGCAGAAAUAAGUAAAAGAUUAAAACAUUUUUUUGCAAAUGAUCAAUCAAAAGUAUAUAAAUACAUCAAAUUUUUAUAGUCUUAGUUCUUAAAAUCAUUAUUAAUAAUAGUAGGAGACUAUCUACAAUAAGAGAGAAAUUUCUAUAUAAAAUUAAAAAUGCUCUUAUUAGUUCAUAUUAUCAUUAGUUCUUAAGUAGCUAGAGCUGAAUUCUCAAAAAUGAUUAUCAAUACAAAACUUAUUAUAAAUAUUAAGAGUUAAGAAGACAUUGAGAAUUUACAUGGCUAAUUAUGUUAAUCCUAUUAUUGCUAUAUUUAUAAAUUGGCCGCUUAAACAACUUUAAUUAAUGAAGAAUUCAAUAAACCUUAAGAUGAUCUUAUGAUCUAUUUUACAUUAUCUAAUUAAUGCUAUAUUGGAAUGAAUAUGUAAUAAUUAAUAGAAAGAAUCAAUCAAGAUCAUGAACCUAAUCCUGUUAUGGCACAUUUAGUUAAAUUCUUAUAUUUUGACAUACAGGAUAUAUAUAUUUUUAUACUCAAAGAUGUUAAGUAUCUAAUAGAAAAGAAUCCAACUCUCAUAGGCAAUAGAUAAUAACUAUUAGAGUUAUAUAAGGAAGUAUAAUAAAACAACAAAAUUAGUGUCAAUCAUUGUAAACCAAGAUGUUGAGUUUUUACAAAUUCAAUAGAUUCUUUCCUCAUUUCAAUUAGAUUAUGCCUCCCCAUUCCAUAUAGAUUAAAGCCUCUGUUUUAAAUUCUAUCAUUGAAGAGAAGCCUCUCAUUAAAUAAUCUUCUAUUAAAUCAGGUCCACAUGAAAUAAGAGAACCUUUGUCUGUUAAAAAUUCAGAUAGAAAAUUUCAGGAAUAUAAUAGACCCUUCUCCCCAAAAUAAAAGAUGAAUUAAUGA